GCGGACACGAAAUUAAAUGUAAUGAUAUUAAUUUCAAGAAAUAUUAAAUUCAACGUGGCGAAAUUGUGAUUAAAAAUGUUGAGCAAAUUUUUGUUUGUGAUUAUAAUAUAUUUUGUGCAUUGUAGUUAUUGUAUUGAUGUUUCAGAUAUUUUCAACUGCAUUGAAGAAGACGGGUUCACUUGUCGCGGGGAUAGUGAUGAAGAAUUUUCUUGUAGCUAUAUAUGCAAUGGCUAUUCAGAUUGUAAGGACGGCGCCGAUGAGGGCAUGCUAAGUAUGAAUCGGAACCCUUGUAUGGACGCACCUUGUACUGAUAGCAGUUUCAAAUGCCAUUACGGCGCUUGCAUUCCGUAUGACCAAAAAUGCGAUGGAGAAAAGAAUUGCGCCGACGGUUCAGAUGAGUGGAGUUUUUAUUGCAACAAAAAAUUAAGUAAUCCUAAUAGAACGGCCUGUAGCUCUGAAGACGGAAGCUACAAAUAUAUAUUAGACAAUUUAUUCUGUAAUGGUAAAGCAGAUUGCAAUGAUAAGAGCGAUGAGAGUUACGACAUAUGUAGACAUUGGAUAUGUGAUACAGAAGAAAAAACCCGUUGUGCAUAUGGAGCUUGCAUUGAUAGAGGAAAAAUAUGUGAUGGAAAGAUCGACUGCGUAGAUGCAUCAGAUGAGAAAUCUUGUACAACAAAAGCGCUUCCUAGUCCUCCACACGGCUGUGAAAUUGAUUGGGACCCAAAUUAUGAUAUUAUAAAUGAGAACACAAAUGCAUAUAUGACACAUGGCGAUAGGGUCUUAACCAAUCAGCGCAUUAUUAUAAAAUGUGCAAAUAAUUUCUUCUUUGAGGAUAAAGCUGAUAACAAGACAGUAGUAUGUAUAAGAGAUAAUUGGGAUUCACCGCUACCAAAAUGUGUCAAAUACUGCGAUGAAGAUAUAUUAUACUUCAGCAAAUCAACAACAGCGACCUGUACGCUAAAUUCGUCGCCGGUUGAUUGUAAAAAUAUCCUCCCCGGUACAAUCGCUCAAAAUCAAUGCGCAUACAGCUACAAGAGAAGAGAAAGCAUAAGAGACGAAUCUUUCUCGAUGAUUUGCCUUCCCAAUGCGAAAUGGAGUAGGAACAAAAUGAAUUGUGAGCCAGUUUGUGGAGAGUCCCAAAGUUCAACUAACCCGAAUGCUUCACAAGCGCCGUGGCAUGUUGGCGUCAAAACAUAUUUGAAUGGAACAUGUGGAGGUACUAUUAUUUCCCCCAAGAAUGUUAUAACUGCUUUGCACUGCGUCGUAGAUGAAAACUUUAUUGUGCUUAGUGAAGCACAGGUUUUUGUGAUAGCCGGAGGUGAAUUCAAAGAUGGCCAAACUGAGAUAAUACAAAAAAAUGUAUCAAAGAUUUUUGCUGCUAAUGAUGGUGUCAUUGAUGUUGCAGUUUUAGAACUGAGCGAACCUUUCAUUUUGAGUAUAAAUGCUAGACCCAUUUGCUUGGGUAGACGAAGCUCUAGAACUAAAAAGAAUACAGCUUUCCUACAUGGUUGGCCUAAGAACGAUGAUCAUACUGGUGAUAUAUUUGUAAGGACACAAUUAAAAUUUGAACGCAAUAACUGUCAAGCGGAUCGCACGAAAGGCGAAUUAUGUGUUCGCACACUAAACAUGAAUCACACGCUGUGUGAAGGACACAGUGGAAGCGGUGUUAUCACCAAUUAUGGAAGCAAAAAUUACUUAACUGGCAUAAUCAGUAAAAAGCCAGGUCGGUCUAACGAAUGCACAAAUCAACCUAUAGUUGCCGUAGGUAUCGAUCAGAUAACGCCGUGGUUGGAAGAAACCAUAUCAAUGUCCGACGAGCCACCGUUUUACUUUGUUCCAGCUUAACGGAAAUAUGUAAGGGAACUUUAUGUCUUGUCGAACCGAACUUUAUAUCCAAGGCGGUUGUUUAUGAUAGAAGCCAAUGUGAAAUUGAUUAUUCUUAAUAAAAAAUUAUAUUAAAAAAUAUAGCGUUCCAGCUAAGUGUGAUCGAUUUUUAAGCAUCCGCGUAUUCACCGCGAAGUGUUAUUAGUUUUCGUCUGUAUGAGUUUGUUCGAUAUGUCAGUAAGACUUUGCAGGUGCUUAAUUACUUAAGUUUUCGAUGUUAAA
This is a messenger RNA of Ceratitis capitata (Mediterranean fruit fly), 2106 nucleotides long. Its product is annotated as modular serine protease. Gene Ontology annotation, molecular function: protein binding; serine-type endopeptidase activity. The transcript is spliced from 7 exons. The coding region runs from base 76 to 1845 and encodes 589 amino acids. Gene Ontology annotation, biological process: proteolysis. NCBI's taxonomy places the organism in Eukaryota, Metazoa, Arthropoda, Insecta, Diptera, Tephritidae. The record is from RefSeq and is a predicted model, not a curated record.